Abrus precatorius (Indian licorice) is the source of this 2147-nucleotide messenger RNA. RefSeq names its product pentatricopeptide repeat-containing protein At4g02750-like. Gene Ontology annotation, biological process: RNA modification. NCBI's taxonomy places the organism in Eukaryota, Viridiplantae, Streptophyta, Magnoliopsida, Fabales, Fabaceae. The transcript has 2 exons. The record is from RefSeq and is a predicted model, not a curated record. The coding region runs from base 21 to 1766 and encodes 581 amino acids. Gene Ontology annotation, molecular function: RNA binding; protein binding.
UGGUGAGUUGCGCACACUCCAUGCUCACUGGCCUAGUCUCAGUUUCACUGAUAAACCAAACCUCAUCUUCCACUGUGUCUGUGCGCCAGUGCCCCUCCCUCUUUGUGCUCGCCAACCUUUUCUCCACUCGCGAUGUGUACCACGCGAACCUCAACAUCGCCGCUCUCUCACGCGCCGGAAAUGUCGACGCCGCGCGCAAACUGUUCGACAGAAUGCCCACAAAAGACGUCGUCACAUGGAACACCAUGCUCUCCACCUACUGGCAAAAUGACCUUCUCGAACAUUCCAGAACAUUCUUCAAUUCCAUGCCACUCAAAAACGUUGUUUCCUGGAACUCCAUGAUAGCAUCGUGCGUCCAAAACGACAUGCUCGACGACGCGUUCCGCUACUUCUCCGCCACACCGGAGAAGAACGCUGCGUCGUACAACGCCAUGAUCUCGGGACUCGUAAGGUUCGGGCGCGUGAGGGAAGCGCAGAAGCUCUUCGAAGAGAUGCCAUUUCCGAACGUCGUGUCGUACACCACGAUGAUCGAUGGGUACGCGAGGAUGGAAGGAGGUGGUGGAAUUCAAAGCGCGAGGGCGCUGUUUGAUGCGAUGCCUUGCAGGAACGCGGUUACGUGGACGGUGAUGAUCAAUGGUCUCGUGGAGAAUGGUUUGUAUGAAGAAGCGUGGAAAGUGUUUGAAAGAAUGCCGCAGAAGAAUGAUGUUGCAAGAACUGCUAUGAUUACUGGGUUUUGUAAACAUGGGAAGAUGGAAGAGGCUAUGACUUUGUUUCAAGAGAUUCGAUUCAGAGAUCGCAUUUCUUGGAAUAUAAUCAUAACUGGUUAUGCCCAAAAUGGGAGAGGGGAAGAGGCACUGAAUUUGUUUUCACAAAUGGUUAGAACUGGUAUGCAACCCGAUGACUUGACUUUUGUUUCACUUUUCACUGCCUGUGCAAGUCUUGCAUCACAUGAAGAAGGAAGACAGACCUAUGCCCUUGUUAUUAAGCAUGGCUUUGAUUCAGAUUUGUCUGUGAGUAAUGCCCUGAUUACUAUGUACAGCAAAUGCGGUGGAAUUAUUGAUUCUGAGUUAGCUUUUGGACAAAUUUCCCAUCCGGACCUCGUUUCAUGGAACACUAUAAUUGCUGCAUUUGCACAGCAUGGUUUCUAUGACAAAGCACGCUCCUACUUUGACCAGAUGGUAACAUUGAGGGUUCAACCUGAUGGCAUAACUUUUCUGAGUUUGCUAUCUGCGUGUUGUCGUGCUGGGAAGGUUGGUGAGAGCAUGAAUCUGUUUAGGUUGAUGGUUCAUGAUUAUGGUAUUCCACCAAGGCCUGAACACUAUGCUUGCUUAGUUGACGUGAUGAGUCGAGCAGGUCAGAUCCAGAGAGCUUGCAAAAUAAUCCUGGAGAUGCCAUUCAAGGCAGAUUCUAGCAUCUGGGGUGCUAUUCUUGCAGCCUGUAGUGUUCAUUUAGACGUGAAAGUGGGGGAACUGGCUGCUAGAAGAAUUUUGAAUUUUGAUCCAUUUAAUUCUGGUGCUUAUGUUAUGCUAUCUAAUAUAUAUGCUGCUGCUGGCAUGUGGAAGGAUGUCAAUAGAAUCAGGGUUCUGAUGAAAGAGCAAGGAGUUAAGAAACAAAAGGCUUAUAGUUGGUUGCAGAUUGGAAACAAAACACAUUGUUUCGUUGGAGGGGAUCCAUCACAUCCAAAUAUUAAUGAUAUUCAUGUUGCUUUAAGGAGGAUAACAUUGCAUAUGAAGGUAAAGGGUGACUGUGAAGAAAUUUUCGUGUAACAGGAUGCAAGUUAACCCAACUGUAUUGAUAUGUGAAGAUACAUAAUUUUUUGGGAGCGAGGGUGCGAGAGAAAUAAUGUUUAAGCUUCAGCACUUGAUGCCAAAGGAGCUCUAACUUCUAUAAAUAAAAGGCUCGGAAUACGAAAAUUCUAGCCAAGUAUUCAAUUUAAUAAUAAGGGACUGGAAAGAUCUAAAGUGUUGACAACAUUGGUGGAUCUCAUAUUUAGCUCUAGGAUUCUUUCUGGCCAUAACGUCACUGCCGAUGUGAGGAUCUUAUUGGUAGAUGAUCUGGAGGUAUUUCUAUAAGCUCUUUUUGAGCCUUGAAACAUGUCUUAACUCCAGGAGCUCUUGAAACUUAACACAUCUAGGCCUUUUUAUACC